UUAAUGUGUGCGUUUUUUCUAUAUGGUUUCUCAUUCCCAUCAAUUCCUGCUCACCUAGUGUUGAGCAUCAUUUGGGAUGCGAAUAAAUGACGGAAACGCGAAGAAAGUAUUGGAGCUAAUACAAUUAUUCUGCAUUGCAUGGGAAUCGACGGCGUGUAAAUCGGCGUUGUAAUCCGUUGAUUUCAACUGGAAUAAGCACAAGGCAAAUGCUUCACGGUCGAUGUCAAUCGAAAUCGUCAAGAGGUUUGUCAUGGCUUUAUGAUUGAAACCCGAACGAAUACCAUUCUGUCAGAUAUUCAUAUUUUCGCCAGAUAUCGCACCCAACCGUUUAGGACAGUGUAACCCUUUGACAUGCAUUUCCACGCUUUCGUUUUGUGAGCCAAAAUUGAGGACUAUUGAGCUGUAAUAGCUGAAUGAGAUGACAUAGGAUUAGAGUAGUCGGGUUAUAUCUUAAAUGCCUUGAAUUGGUAAAAAGAUAUACAGUAUAAUGGCUAUUUCGUAUCAAUGUAUGUCAUAUAGUUCACCCGUUCAACAACGGUUUUAUGUAGAAUAUAAAAUGCUAAAUAGAAUGCAAUUUGAAGAGGCAACAUAAUUUCAUUGGUCGUGUUGAUUCAUGAGGCCAUCUGAUUGUAACAAGUAUAAUUAAUCCAUGAUACUGGAAUGUAGAGCUACAUGUUAAUGCAAAACUCCACUGUAUAGGCUGUAUGUCAAAGGGGAUUGGCAACAGACAAGGGAGAAGGGAUAACUCAUUAUAGUGUGACACACUAGUGGCCAUACUCUCUUGACCAGCCUCUAUAGGAUUUUACUCUGUGUUCAUGUUGCUGCAUUUUUGGAAUAGAGUUGAUCUGAGGUUGAAUUGCAGUUUAGCCAAAUACAAUAGUCUAAUAGUCUGACAAAGCAUGGCUGACAAGACUGCUCCACGUUGCCAACUGAGGUUGGAAUGGAUUCAUGGAUACAGGGGGCAUCAGUGCCGCAACAACUUGUAUUACACUGCUGGGAAGGAGAUUGUAUAUUUCGUCGCUGGAGUUGGCGUGGUUUACAACACCAGAGAACACACUCAGAAGUUCUUUUUGGGACACAAUGAUGACAUUAUCAGUCUUGCUAUGCAUCCUGACAAAGUUCAAGUGGCCACAGGACAAGUUGGGAAGGAUCCUUACAUCUGUGUUUGGGACACGUACGCUUUGCAGACUGUGUCCAUCCUGCGAGACGUGCACACACAUGGGGUGGCGUGUCUGGCGUUUGAUGUAGACGGACAGCGAUUAGCCUCUGUUGGGCUGGAUGGCAAAAACACAGUGUGUGUCUGGGACUGGAGAAAAGGCAGGGUCCUGGCUACAGCAACUGGACACUCAGACAGGAUCUUUGAUAUUGCCUGGGAUCCGUUCCAACUUCACAGGCUAGUAAGCUGUGGGGUGAAGCAUAUCAAGUUCUGGACCUUGUGUGGGAAUGCCUUGACACCCAAGCGGGGGAUCUUUGGGAAGACCGGGGACCUGCAGACCAUUCUGUGCCUGGCUACGGCAAAGGAAGAAGUGACAUACUCUGGAGCGCUGAAUGGGGACAUUUAUGUCUGGAAGGGGCUGAACCUGGCUCACACAGUCCAAGCAGCCCAUGGAGCAGGGAUUUUCAGCAUGCAUGCCUGUGAGGAAGGGUUUGCUACAGGCGGGCGGGACGGCUGCGUGAGACUGUGGGACGUGGACUUCAAACCCAUCACUAAGAUCGACCUCCGAGAGACUGAGCAAGGAUACAAAAGCCUGUCAAUCCGUAGUGUUUGCUGGAAGGCCGACCGGGUCCUGAUGGGCACCCAGGACAGUGAAAUCUUCGAGGUGAUGGUGCGAGACCGGGACAAGCCGCUGCUCCUCAUGCAGGGUCACAGUGAGGGCGAACUCUGGGCCCUCGACCUUCACCCCAAGCAGCCGGUGGCCGUAACCGGCAGUGACGACCGGUCAGUAAGGCUCUGGAGUUUAUCCGACCACACUCUUAUUGCCCGCUGUAACAUGGAGGAAGCAGUACGCAGCGUCUCCUUCAUCAAUGACGGCUCUCAGCUUGCCCUGGGCAUGAAGGACGGCUCCUUCACUGUGCUCCGCGUCAGGGACAUGACGGAGGUGGUGCACAUCAAAGACAGGAAGGAAGUCAUCCAUGAGCUGAAAUUCUCGCCGGACGGCUCUUACCUGGCUGUUGGCUCCAACGACAGCCUGGUGGACAUCUAUGCCGUUGCGCAGCGCUACAAGAAGGUGGGUGAGUGCAACCACUCCACCUCUUUCAUCACCCACCUGGACUGGUCGGUGGACAGCCGCUUCCUGCAGACCAACGACGGGGCAGGGGAGAGGCUCUUCUACAGAAUGCCAGUGGGGAAGCUCCUUACCAAAGAGGAGACUAAGGGAAUCCAUUGGAUGACCUGGACAGGCAUCAUCGGGCCCGAGGUCAACGGGAUCUGGCCCAAGUAUGCCAACGUCACAGACAUAAAUUCCGUGGACGCCAACUACAGCAGUGCCGUGCUGGUGACUGGGGAUGACUUUGGCCUCGUCAAGCUUUUCAGGUUCCCGUGUCUUAAGAAAGCGGCUAAAUUCAAGAAGUACAUUGGCCAUUCUGCUCAUGUGACAAACGUGCGCUGGUCCCAUGAUCUCCAGUGGGUAUUGAGCACUGGAGGGGCGGACCAUGCCUUGUUCCAGUGGAAGUUUCUUCCAGAGGGGGUGAUGAACGGCGUCCUGGAACCCCUCCUUCAAGAGGGGUACGCGGAUUCAAACAGUGGAGAAUCUGACUCGGAUGUGUCUGACGUUCCGGAGCUUGACUCUGACAUUGAACAGGAGGCCCAGAUCAGCUAUGAACGACAGGUUUACAAAGAGGACCUCCCACAGCUGAGGAAGAAGCUAGUGGGCUCACUGAAACGACAGAAGGCACCAGACGAGGGGCUGCAUUUGCAGUUUGUUCACGGGUACAGAGGUUGUGACUGCAGGAACAACCUAUUCUACACCCAGGCAGGGGAGGUGGUGUAUCCCGUGGCAGCCGUGGCUGUGGUCUAUAACCGUCAGCAGCACGCACAGCGUUUCUACCUGGGUCACGACGACGACAUCCUCAGCCUCACCGUCCAUCCGCUGAAGGACUAUGUUGCGACCGGACAGGUUGGCAGGGACCCAGCCAUCCAUGUGUGGGACAUCCAGACACUGAAGUGCUUGUCCUUGCUAAAGGGCCAUCACCAAAGAGGGGUGUGUGCACUGGAGUUCACAGUGGAUGGGAAGAGUCUUGUUUCUGUGGGCAUUGACGAAGGUCAUUCCAUCGUGUUGUGGGACUGGAAGAAAGGCGAGAAACUGGCAAAAGCAAGGGGCCACAAAGAUAAGCUUUUUGUGGUGAAAUGCAACCCCUUCCGUAUGGACAAGCUUGUCACCGUGGGAAUUAAGCAUAUCAAAUUCUGGCAACACACAGGUGGAGGCCUCACAUUCAAAAGGGGUAUCUUUGGAAACCUCGGAAAGCUAGAGACCAUGAUGUCCGUCUGCUACGGGCGCUCGGAGGACCUGGUUUUCUCAGGUUCCACCACUGGGGAUGUAUACAUCUGGAGAGAGACCACCCUCAUGAAGGCCAUCAAAGCCCACGACGGUCCAGUGUUCGCUAUGUGCUCUCUUGACAAGGGGUUUGUGACUGGGGGCAAGGACGGCGUGGUGGAGCUAUGGGACGACAUGUUUGAGAGGUGCCUGAAGACCUACGCCAUCAAAAGGUCUUCGCUGUCUGCUUCAUCUAAAGGAUUGCUGCUGGAGGACAACCCAUCUAUCCGCGCCAUCAACCUUGGACAUGGACACAUCCUUGUGGGGACCAAAAAUGGAGAGAUUUUGGAAAUUGACAAGAGCGGCCCAAUGACCUUGUUGGUUCAGGGUCACAUGGAGGGUGAGGUGUGGGGUUUGGCUGCUCACCCUCUUCUUCCCAUAUGUGCCACUGUAAGUGACGACAAAACGCUCAGAAUCUGGGAACUCUCCGCCAACCAUCGCAUGGUAGCUGUCCGCAAACUUAAAAAAGGCGGUAGAUGCUGUGCCUUUUCUCCUGAUGGGAAGGCCUUAGCCGUGGGCCUGAAUGACGGCAGUUUCCUGGUGGUGAAUGCCGACACCUUGGAGGACAUGGUGACCUUCCAUCACCGCAAAGAGAUCAUCUCAGAUAUCAGGUUCUGCCAAGAUGCUGGAAAAUACCUCGCUGUGGCCUCUCAUGACACUUUUGUGGACAUUUACAAUGUGCUGACCAGCAAGAGAGUGGGCAUCUGUAAAGGAGCUUCCAGCUACAUCACCCACAUUGACUGGGAUACCCGUGGGAAAUUGCUACAAGUCAACACUGGUACCAAAGAACAACUAUUCUUCGAGGCCCCAAGAGGAAGGAAACAAACUAUCAAUAUUGCAGAGUUUGAAAAGGUGGAAUGGGCCACCUGGACCUCAGUGUUGGGACCCACCUGCGAGGGGGUAUGGCCCACACUCAGUUUUGUAAAUGCUGCCUCUCUCACCAAAGACCGGAAAUUGCUGGCCACUGGGGAUGACUUUGGCUUCCUAAAGCUGUUUGGUUAUCCUUCCAAGGGCCAGUUUGCCAAGUUUAAGAAGUAUGUGGGGCACAGUGCCAAUGUGACAAACGUCCGAUGGUCCAACGAUGACACCAUGCUGCUGUCGGUGGGGGGCGCUGACUCUGCGCUCAUGAUUUGGGCCCGCGAGGCGUCGGGACAUAAGGAGAGCAAGGCGGUGGAUAGCGAGGAGUCUGACGACGAUGCGGAGGAGGAUGGAGGGUAUGACAGUGAUGUUGCACGAGAGAAGGGUACUGAUUACAUCACCAAGAUCUAUGCCGUCAGCAUCCGGGCCAUGGUUGGCACAAAGCCUCACCAGCGAGAGAAAGAAGUGCCCGUGGAGGAAAGGCCUCCCGUCAGUAGAGCUGCCCCCUUACCAGAGAAACUGCUGAAGAACAACUUAACCAAGAAGAAAAAACUUGUUGAGGAGCUGGCCUUGGAACAUGUGUUUGGAUAUCGGGGUUUUGAUUGUCGAAACAACCUGCAUUACCUCAACGAUGGUGCCGACAUAAUCUUCCACACUGCUGCAGCAGUGGUCAUCCAGAACCUCUCUGCUGGGACUCAGAGCUUUUACCUCGAGCACACAGAUGACAUUCUAUGUCUCACUGUCAAUCAACACCCAAAGUAUCUAAACGUCAUUGCCACAGGACAGAUUGGUGAUGUCACCGACCUGCCAGAGUUGGAAAUUGGUGGCCUCGCCCCCUCCAUCCACGUGUGGGAUGCAAUGAGCAAACAGACGCUGUCUGUCUUACGGUGUUCGCACGCCAAGGGGGUGGGCUACGUCAACUUCAGCGCCACGGGCAAGCUGCUGCUGUCGGUAGGGGUGGAGCCUGAGCACACCAUCACCGUCUGGCGCUGGCAGGAAGGCACCAAAGUGACCAGUAAGGGCAGCCAUGCCGACAGGAUCUUUGUGGUGGAGUUCAGGCCUGACUCGGACACCCAGUUUGUGUCGGUGGGAAUCAAGCAUAUCAAGUUCUGGACCCUAGUGGGAGGUUCCCUCAUGUACAAGAAAGGAGUGAUCGGCGCAGUGGAAGACGGCAGGAUGCAGACCAUGUUGUCUGUGGCUUUCGGUGCUAAUAACCUCACAUUUACCGGUGCCAUAAAUGGUGAUGUGUAUGUGUGGCGAGAGCACUUUCUGGUGCGGGUGGUGGCCAAAGCACACACAGGGCCCGUUUUCACGAUGUACACCACACUCAGGGACGGCCUCAUCGUGACUGGAGGGAAGGAGAGGCCGACUAAGGAGGGCGGAGCAGUUAAGUUGUGGGACCAGGAGAUGAAGCGCUGUAGGGCAUUCCAACUGGAGACUGGGCAGGCAGUGGAGAAUGUUCGGUCUGUGUGCCGGGGGAAGGGUAAAAUCCUUGUUGGAACUAAAGAUGGUGAGAUCAUUGAGGUGGGUGAAAAGAAUGCUGCCUCUAACACCAUGAUCAACGGACACACUCAGGGGAGAAUCUGGGGACUAGCUACUCACCCCUCAAAAGACAUGUUCAUUUCUGCCAGCGAUGACGGCACCAUCCGCAUAUGGGACCUGGCAGAUAAGAAACUUCUAAACAAAGUCAGCUUAGGCCACCCAGCCAAAUGCACAGCCUACAGCCCCAAUGGAGAGAUGGUGUCCAUAGGCAUGGAGAACGGAGAGUUUAUCGUCCUCCUGGUCAACUCCUUAACAGUGUGGGGCAAGAAGAGAGAUCGGAGUGUAGCCAUCCAAGACAUUCGAUUCAGCCCGGACAAUCGUCUGCUAGCGGUGGGCUCUGUGGACAACGCGGUGGACUUCUACGACCUAACUCUGGGUCCUUCACUCAACCGUAUUGGCUACUGCAAGGACAUUGCUGGCUUUGUCAUCCAGAUGGACUUUUCCGCUGACAGCAAGUACAUCGAGGUAUCCACAGGUACGUACAGUCGGCAGGUCCAUGAGGUUCCAUCAGGAAAGAUGGUAGCCGAGCAAUCUGUCAUUGAAAGGAUCACUUGGGCCACCUGGACUAGUGUACUAGGAGAUGAGGUGCUGGGGGUGUGGCCGCGAAACGCUGAAAAGGCUGACGUCAAUUGUGCUUGCGUCUCUCAUGCCGGCCUCAAUGUAGUCACCGGGGAUGACUUUGGCCUUGUCAAGCUCUUUGACUUUCCAUGCAUUGAAAAAUUUGCCAAACACAAGCGCUACUUUGGCCACUCGGCUCAUGUGACAAAUAUACGUUUCUCCUACGAUGACAAAUAUGUGAUCAGUGCAGGUGGCAAUGACUGCAGUUUGCUUGUAUGGAAAUGCCUGUGAUUAAGUGUCACCAAUUGUCACUGGAGCUCUUCAGAUGCAAAGAAAGGAUCCGGAUGCCUCAAUCUGAACUGCUGCAUGCCUGAAAUGCUGCAUUUACACAUUUGUGGACUGAUAAUGACCUUGACCAAUGCAAAUUAUAGGGUAGAACUAGAACAAAAACCUCUAACCUGGAAUCAAGAAAAUAACAUUGCUAUUGUGAUAGAACAUACAGUUCUCUAAAAGCUGACUGACUGAUUAUCAUCAGGCGGUACAUGGCAAUGUCUCAGGGGAUACUUAAUACGUUACAAAUAUAAUUCAGUUUGUGAAUUCCUGUGUUACACUUGAAGUUUUGGGAAUAAUGAAUUGUAAUUGUGACAAUUGAUUUAUUUGUUUGUGCAAAUAAGUAUAGGGUAUUGAUAAUGAUAAUAAUUAGUGUAAAUGCUUUUUUUUACAGAGACACAUCUCAGUGAUAUUGAAGGGAGUGUCAGCUAUAGAGCAAGUUUCAGAAAUGUGAUGAGAAUCUAUUUAAUCGACAGUGUGAUAUUUUGGAAGUGGAAAAUAUAGGUUACAGUAUACUGUAAAACAUAUUAGGCAUAUUCACUGAGAGUAAUGUAGGGCACAACAUUCAAGAGGACAUGUUUCAGAGGGUCAAAUGGUGUUGUACCACCCUAAUCCUUGUUCAACUUUUUCUUCUCAUGCUUAACACAUGAAAUGGCAAGAACCACGGUCAAGUCAAUUUGUUAUACAAACACGUUCUUCAGACAUUAAUGCAUGAUGUUUAAGUGCCUUUAAGAAAUUAUUCACUUAACAUUUUUUAUACAGUUCUGGUGCUAUAGAACAUGUAGUCAUAGGGCUUUUAUAAAGUUAGUCGUAUUGAUAUGUUAUGUAUGUUUUUUUUCUCUUAUUAUUCUUGUACAUUGACCAAAACAUAUUAUACUCUUACUUGCAGCUUUUCCUCUUAAAAUAUAUCCAAACGCAUGGAACUCAGGAGCCAUACAAAGCAUUAAAGGGGAACUUUAACUAAAAGUCAUGACUUGACAUUGUGCCCCCUAAAGAUGUCACGAUCGUCGGAUAUAGAGGACCAAGGCGCAGCGUGGAAGGUGAACAUACUUAUUUAUUAAAUGAUAC
Messenger RNA from Coregonus clupeaformis (lake whitefish), 7889 nucleotides. Its product is annotated as echinoderm microtubule-associated protein-like 6. Lineage: Eukaryota; Metazoa; Chordata; Actinopteri; Salmoniformes; Salmonidae. Gene Ontology annotation, molecular function: microtubule binding. The coding region runs from base 900 to 6782 and encodes 1960 amino acids. The record is from RefSeq and is a predicted model, not a curated record. The transcript is spliced from 43 exons.